GUCUUUCUCCUCUACAAAGAAACUUUGUUGCCAAGAUUAACUCUGGAAGUGACCUAUGCUACUGACUGCAGGCGUCUGCGAAUGUAGAAGUUGAUUUGUGUCUCUGUCCCUCCCCUGACUUUACUGUUUCCUGUGGAAUUUAUACUUCGAAGUAUUUUGAAAAUCAGACCUCUGUUGAAGACAUUUGGAUUAAUACUGUGAGCAUAUCUAUGCAAAGAGACAAGCUAGCCUGAGCGAUUUCAAGAUUCUGUUCCUGCUGAAUCUGUGGUGUGAGAAGAGACAGCAAGGGUAGCAGAGAUGGCAUUGUUCAGCUGGCUUCCUUCUUGACUUUUUGUUUUGUUCAGUGGAGGGACUGCUGUAUGUCAGCCAUGCUAAAGGGCAAGUGAUGGAGGCAAUUGCUAUCUGAGUACUCAGCUGCAGCGUCCUAUAACCAGCUCUUGCCUGAGCUCAGAUGACAGGAAGGUUGAGCUCUCUUGGAGAAAAGCUGCGUGUUUCCUCUCUGCUAGAGACUGAGCUAUACAUACACGGUGCUGCUCCUGUUCAGAUUGGUUGCUUAUUCUACUUUUAAAAAGACAUUUUUGUUUUCUCUGAGAACUAUGGAGAAGACUGUGCCAGUUGAAACCGUUUCACUUGCCUGUUCCUGCUUGAAGACAGAUUUUCACAUCUAGUCUCCACUGCCAUCAGCGGAUGUUGGCAGUAAUAAGCCAUUUCUUACUAUUUGGGAAUGCAUAACUGAUUUGGAAGUGUUCUGUUUUCUUGCAUAUGCUAAAUACUGCGAACUUAAGCAUUCUACAGGAAAAUCAGAUAAGCAUGAGAUCACCGUGGCACAGCUGCAUGUGUAGUCACUCUUGAAGCAAUUGCACACCUAAUUGGCUGACAAUCUUGGCAUUUUAAAAACACACGCCUUUCAAAGACAGGGGACAUAAUUAUAUAUGAAUAGUGAAAUAAACCUGUUGGGUGUCACCAAUGGAGCCCUCUAGCACUGAACAGUUGUGUGAUGACCCUGAUCCUGGAGGCAAAUCCCAAGAUCAAGAGACCAAAAAGCAACAUGAAUCAGAGCAAAAAUUAUCAAAAAUAACCCAUAAUGCUUUGGAGAACAUUAAUGUGAUUGGUCAAGGUUUGAAGCACCUUUUCCAGCAUCAGCGCAGGAGGUCCUCGGUUUCUCCACAUGAUAUUCAGCAAGCUCAGGCUGAUCUGGAGCCUGACAUGGAUCUGGAAAGCCAAAGCGUCUGUGCUGAAAUUGAUGGUGUCUCCACCCACCCCACAGCUCUGAACCGUGUGCUCCAGCAGAUCAGAGUGCCACCUAAAAUGAAGAGAGGGACGAGCCUGCACAGCAGGUGGGGCAAGGCAGAUGCCCCGAAAGGAAGCCCGCAGAUCAACAGGAGGUCUGCCCAAGAUAUUCAAUCAGGUCGGCCCAGAUCAUCAUCUACUACAGAUGCUCCCACGAACUUGUCCGUGAUGGAGAUUGCUUCUUCUAUCUAUGUAGGUGGAGAGGAGGCUGCAGCAGCAAUUGAGCGGUUGGACGUGAGCAGCUUAGCACAGACCUCCAGUGCCGUGGCCUCGAGCACUGAUGGAAGCAUCAACGCAGACUCUGUUGAUGGGACCCCAGAUCCUCAGCGUACAAAAGUGGCUAUUACACACCUGCAGCAGAAAAUACUGAAGUUGACCGAGCAGAUCAAAAUUGAACAAACAGCCCGUGAUGACAAUGUGGCAGAGUACCUGAAACUGGCCAAUAACGCAGACAAGCAACAAAGCGCCCGCAUUAAGCAGGUGUUUGAGAAGAAAAAUCAAAAGUCAGCCCAGACUAUCUUGCAGCUGCAGAAGAAACUAGAACAUUACCAUCGAAAGCUGCGAGAGAUUGAGCAGAAUGGGAUCCCUCGGCAGCCGAAGGAUGUCUUCAGGGAUAUGCAUCAGGGUUUGAAAGAUGUUGGAGCAAAAGUCACUGGCUUCAGCGAGGGAGUAGUAGAUAGUGUGAAAGGUGGGCUUUCCAGUUUUUCCCAAGCCACCCAUUCAGCAGCAGGAGCUGUGGUUUCCAAACCUCGGGAGAUUGCCUCCCUCAUAAGGAACAAGUUUGGGAGUGCAGACAACAUUGCUAAUCUGAAAGACUCCUUAGAAGAAGGCCAGGAAGAUGGGACAGGAGGCAAGGCUUUAGGUGUUAUUCAGAACUUUCAGUCAAGCCCAAAAUAUGGCAGUGAGGAGGAUUGCUCCAGUGCCACAUCGGGUUCUGUGGGAGCCAACAGCACAACAGGGGGCCCUGUGGGAGCUUCUAGCUUCAAAACAAACACUCUGGAUAUGCAGAGCUCAGGGUUUGAUGCAAUACUGCAUGAGAUUCAAGAAAUUCGAGAGACACAGGCAAGACUGGAAGAAUCAUUUGAGGACCUUAAGGUUCGCUAUCAGAGGGACUACUCGCUAAUAAUGCAGACACUGCAGGAGGAGCGGUACAGAUGUGAAAGACUGGAAGAGCAGCUAAAUGACCUGACUGAGCUCCAUCAGAAUGAGAUCCUCAAUUUAAAACAGGAGCUGGCCAGCAUGGAGGAGAAAAUUGCCUAUCAGUCUUACGAGCGAGCCCGGGACAUCCAGGAGGCACUGGAAGCGUGCCAGACCCGUAUCUCCAAGAUGGAGCUGCAGCAGCAGCAGCAGCAAGUGGUGCAGCUAGAGGGGCUGGAGAACGCCACGGCCAGGAAUCUGCUGGGGAAGUUCAUCAACAUCCUCCUGGCCGUCAUGGCCGUCCUCCUCGUCUUCGUCUCCACUGUGGCCAACUGCGUCGUGCCCCUCAUGAAGACUCGCAAUAGGACGUUCAGCACUUUAUUUAUAGUGGUUUUCAUUGCCUUUUUGUGGAAGCACUGGGACGCCAUCACCGGCUACUUGGAACGGUUCUUCUCUCCCCCCAGAUGAUGGCGGCAGGAAUCGGCUGCGUCGCGUCCCCGGCGCUCUUGGUGAGCUCAUGUGGCAAAGAUUAGUCAGCAGCUACUGCGCUGAAGUUUUAAAGUGUCCGAGUGAAUUUGUUUACAUUUAGAAUAACGUUUUUUCUCUGCAAGACGCAUUGCAAUAGUAUUUUUUAGAUUUUACUCAAGAACUUUUUGGCGAGAAUCCUGGAUAAUUUUUAUGUAGCAUGGUUCUCUUUGGAUGCAAAUCUUAAAAUUCUUUAAAGUGUACAAAAGAAAUAAAUAAAAUACAGAAAUUUGGAGCAUACCAAUGGGCAAUUUAAAUUGUGGCUUGAACUACUGUACUAAACCUGUCAGGAAGAAGAGAACGUGGUUAGCUUAAGAUGCGCAAAGCUAAAUCUAGUGCACAGCCUUGAAUGAUGGUACCACAGCAAACCUGUAACACUAAACCUUUACUGUGAAGUCUGCUCACAUUCCAUGUCCAAAUGUAUGCGUUCAGAGUGGUUUCUUUCCUUAACAAGAGAAAAACAACGACCUGUGGAUCUCCUUCCCAGCUCGGCGUCUGGGUUCGCCAUUUGUGCUAACCUGACUUACAAUAACUGUCUGUAAGGCUGCCUAACUUGGCUAAGCAAAUGAAGUGGAAGCCUCAUGCCAUACACAGUAACUGCACAGUCGUGCUACAGUAUUUUGAAGUAGUCCUUGAAAUACUUACCUUUAAGCAGAAGCCCUUGGUCGCACUUUUAAGGUUUUUUUUAUAUGUGUAUAGUCACAGAUUAAAAAAAAAAAUCCAAACAGCAUACUUGAAGAGUGUAAUACUCCAACUCUCAGUGCUUCCUUAUUGUUUCUAAUAGGAGUUUUUAUUAUAAUUAUUAUUAUUAUUAUUAUUAUUGGGGUUUGUUUGUUUUGGUUUUGCGGGGGGGUUUUGUUGUUUUGGUUUUUUUUUUAAGGGGUUGGGGUGGUCAUUACUUUUUUUUUUCCUUUUUUUUUCCUUUUAAAUAAAGAAGUGAUGUUUUUAAAUGAAGAAAUGCGUGAACAAUUGUGAGCCGUCUUGUCCUGAAACAGUUUUGAGGAUGGCAGAGGGUAGUUUUUAGUGCCAGCCUAGCAGGAGUGCAGCGCUGUUCCUAUGCCAUUUAUCUGCCUCCUGAGUGUACAGAUGCAGCAUCAUGAGUAACAUGUCUCCACCCAUUGUUGUCAUGCAGGGCUUUUUUCCCUCUUCCCUUUUCCAGAUGUGAAGGAGAGUGUGUUUAUCAUUUGCUUGUCAUCAGUCAAUCCUGGCCUCAGGAUAAGAAUAAGGAAUUUUUGUUCAUUCCUUCCUGGGGAAAAGACAGGUUCUUUUAAGGAAAGAAAUACUAAAUCAACAGCCCACUUAAAAGAAUGGUUGUCUCAGAAUUAUCUUAUUUAAUUUUUAAAUAACCCCCUAAAAAGUGAAACCAAAGUUUUCCUCCUGUCAGGCUCUGGUAAGAUUAUUUGUGUGUCUGUGUCAAGGUCUUUGUACACUGUAUUUAUGUGGUAUGCCAUAGAGAGCAUCCUCUUUCUCAGCCACGGGGGCAGGUACUGGGUGUAGAUACCUUUCCAAGGCUCUAAAGGAAAUGUCAGCUUAACUGUAACUGUCACAUCCUAGCAGGUCACCACCACGUGCUGGUGGUGGUGAUCUGCUGGUACUGGCAGCCACGCUUCGUGUGCGGGGAAGCUGCGUUCACUCUGUGCUCGUUUUUUAACUGGUGUCCCUUUCACCAAGCCAAGGUUCAACUUUGUCCCCAUGGAAUCCAAAAAGAGUCCAGGAUUCUCUUUCAAAGUUAGAUCUUAUCUUUAAAUUAGGACUUACUUUUCCUUCCUUCCAGGCUUAAGUUCCUUUUAGGAACCAAAUGUUGCCCAAGUGACCUAAACCAGUUAAAGUCAUACCUAUACAUACAUGGAACAUGCACAUCACAUGUAGGCACACAGAAGCCUGGGGUUUUGUGCUGUGAUGCAAAUUGUGGGUUCUGAGAAAUUCCCUCAGAGUAGGUAAACAACUUUGAGGGUCUCUGAUUGCGAGCAGGGAUAAGCCCUCCACCAUCCCACCAUCCUUCUCCCUUCAGAGAUGCUGUGUGUUGUGUGUAAUCACAGGAAACUCAGGUACCUCCUCCCCAGGGACCCCAGCACCCACCUGUCACUAUGUGCACUGUCUGCUCCUGUCCUACUUAAAACACAAAUUGCCAGUUGCAACUGACUCAAGCCAAAAAUAAUCAGCUUUCUACAGAGUUGUAGAUAGAGCAAAGAUUGCAUAAAUAUUCCCUCCCUCAGCCAUGCCUCUAGCUCCAGGGAGAUUCUGUUCUGUUUAGUACCCUUCUUGGGCUGAUUCAAGGGAUACAGGUAGCUAUCAUUUUCCUGUUAUGUAGUUUUUAUCAGAAACAAAGGUGUGAAUAACUCUUAAGAACUGGUUUGGCACAUGACUUCGUUGCCUUUAUUUCUGAAACCCUGCCUUUGCACCCAUUUUUCUGAGAUUUGAUCACUCUAGAAUUGCUCAAGCAGGAAGGAGUUGAGAGCCAAUGGAUCUGGACACACAGUGCCACUCGUCUGUAGUAUUUGAAGGAAGUGUUUGUCCCUCCUUUUGUUUAUAUCCUAAUUUAAUUUAGUGUCUGAACUCUGUGUAGUCUUCAGUAAAUACCACUUGCUACUCUGCCAGAAGGCGCAGGCUUAAUAGAAACAUAUCACCUCAAAACUGUUUGGUGAAGGCCAUGUACAUAUGGUUCUGGACAAUGUCUGUCUGUCUGUCUGUCCCUUUCUCUCUCGACAGUUUCUUCCAUUCCAGAAAGUUGUCUGCAGUAAUGCCAUUAUGAUGCUGCAUCCACUUCUCAUAUCCCAACACAACUGCCAUGUGUUUCACCUUUUGCGUUAGCAGAAUGUUUUGGGGUUUUUCUCCCUCUUCAAUUUGAAGGUCUGUGAUGAUUUCUGAUAGCUUAACAAUGGUCAUAUUGUUGGAAAUGUGAUUCUAGCUUUAAAGCUCCCUUUCUUUGUAAGUGGUUGUGUUUGCUUUCUUGAUGAAGCAUUUCUGGAUGAUGUGUAGAAGACAGUUCCGCUACGGGUGGGUGAGUGUGCGUGUGAGUACCUUUCAUUAGCCUUCCUUAUGGAUGUAAACUUUUUAGUGACCGUCUCUGAGUUGCAGAAUGUUUCCCAAGACAUUUUGUAUUCAGAGUUGAAACUAUUCUGAAGUUGCUUAGGUAUGUUUAGCACAUAACAACUUGGCUUAUAAAAAGGGAAGAAGAAAAGAGCUCAAAAAGCAGCAGCUUUUCAUCAAAAUUGGGGUUCAAAUGAAUUUCAUCCAUUUCUGUCAAUGUAAAGAACAAAGAAAAUCUUGAUGCAAAAAAAAAUUACCAUUUUAAAUUUUACCAAGUUUUCUCUCAGGUUCAUUAGUUUAGUUUAAUGUUACUCAGCAUGCUCACAGCAAGUACUGAAUUGGGCUGUUCCAAUCCCGUGAGUUCAGAUUCAAUGUUGACUUCUGUACGUGUUGCACUGGGACAGAAAAACACUGUCUCUCAGCUUUGAAAAUAGGGGGGGGUAUUAUUAUUACUAUUAAAAAAGAAGCAGCAUUAUAGCAGAAGAAGCCAAGCUACAAAGGGGUUCAAGAUUGGAUCAUCUUGCCGGUUUUUAAGUGAAUUCUGAAUAUGGCUAAAGAGUUAAACCUCCUGUGUGUCUGUGUUGUGUAUGCCAGGUGGUAUAGUAGUAGGCAAUUGACUUAGCUGUAAGUGUGGUUUAAAAGUGUAAAAAAAAUAAGCAGAAAACUCACUUGCACGGGUUGAAAAGUACAGAAAUGACACUUGUGAACGUAACACUGUAGUUAUAGAUCUUAAGCUGCUAAUUGUUGAGAGAGAUUUACAUUUGUCUUGUCUGAUUGUCACAGAUUUAUCUGUGACACUUUUACUGUAUAUAAAAAACUUUAAAUAAAGACCUCAGCUAUUAA
Pezoporus occidentalis (night parrot) is the source of this 6825-nucleotide messenger RNA. It is a transcript of the gene TMCC1, whose product is annotated as transmembrane and coiled-coil domain family 1. The transcript has 8 exons. The record is from RefSeq and is a predicted model, not a curated record. Lineage: Eukaryota; Metazoa; Chordata; Aves; Psittaciformes; Psittacidae. Gene Ontology annotation, cellular component: endomembrane system. The coding region runs from base 967 to 2895 and encodes 642 amino acids. Gene Ontology annotation, biological process: endosome membrane tubulation; membrane fission; endosome fission.